GAAACCACUGGGAAAGAUGCAUAACAGGUGUGCCAGGUUCCCUUAGGUAGGCUAGUGCAUUCCCACACCUCAACAUUCUCUCAAACCCCUUAAUGGGUCUGCUCACUCUUUGGCCGUGCCGUGUCUUCCCACUUCUGACAUCAAUGUAGUGAACUGGGCGGUGGUCUGACUCCGCAUACAAUAACACCACUGUCUGACUCUGAACACACGGAUUUAUGUUUAUCCAUGCAGCAUUGUAACAAAGCAGACUUCUGAUCCGCAGGUAGAGGAAUAGAUAACGUCACACAAGCGCCAUAGUUCGCGUACAGAAUCGGCAUCAUCAGAACUUUUUAAGGAGGAAAAAUCACCAAACAUUACUGAAUAUCCGACCAACCUCCUUGACGUCAGAUAGUUGCACUUGCAUGAAAGAGAUGUGGACUUCCUCGAAUUUGGGAUUUCCAAAAGGACAGGAAACAACUUUACUACAUCAUUUUAUUUUUCGUCCUUCGUUUCCAGGUGAAAUGAGGCUCAGCAUGAGACUUGCUUACCUUUUCCUGUAUAACCUGCUUCAGUUCUGUGGGCACACAUGGAUAUUUGCAAACAUGACAGCCAGGUUUCUCACAUUUGGUGGAGACGCGCUAGCUGACACCUUCUAUGCUGUGGGGGUUGUGAUGAGUCUAUGCCAGCUGUUGUCCAUGCUGGAGCUUUUCCACAUCGCUGAUGGGAUCGAGAAGGGAUGCCUUCUUCCACGGUUUGUUCAAGUUAUGACGAAAAACUUCCUACUGUUUAUGGUGAUAAUCAGUCAAGAGGAGGUCCAGAGUAAACCAGUUGUGUGUGCACAGUUUUACCUGUGGAAUAUUCUAGAUCUGUUAAGGUACCCCCAUGUACUCCUUUGUUUGAUGGGCACGGAUUCCUUUGGCAUGCUGUGGGCUCGAUACACCCUGUCCAUCCCCAUCUACAUCAUCUCAGUCAUCACAGAAGGCAUUACCGUUCACCAAUCACUGCCUUACUUUGAGUCACUGGGAACAUACUCAUUCCAGCUCAGCCUGCCUGUGUCUGCACACAUUUAUUUCCCUAUCCUCCUGAAGGCAUACUUACCUUUACUGGCUGUUGGGGCUUGUGUAACAGUGUGGCAUUCGCUGAGGGAGAGAAAACUGCGUCUUGGGAAGUGGAAUAAGAUGAAGAAACGGAAAUGAGGUGGAUUUCUUAUUUUAGGAUAAAUCAUUUUGGGAGUUACUUUUAUAUUUGGAGUUUUAUUGUUGUACUUUGGCAGUUACUUAAGAAGAUUACCCAACAGCAAAUGAGAACAACAUCUUCCUAAGAAGCCUUCUUUGCACAACAUCACUUUGAUGAGGUCACACUUAUGUAAUAGUUGGAUAACCAAAAUGUUUAUAAACGUGUUCAGUUGA
Coregonus clupeaformis (lake whitefish) is the source of this 1388-nucleotide messenger RNA. It is a transcript of the gene hacd4, whose product is annotated as 3-hydroxyacyl-CoA dehydratase 4. Bases 402 to 1175 code for a protein of 257 amino acids. The record is from RefSeq and is a predicted model, not a curated record. Gene Ontology annotation, molecular function: 3-hydroxyacyl-CoA dehydratase activity. Gene Ontology annotation, biological process: very long-chain fatty acid biosynthetic process; fatty acid elongation; sphingolipid biosynthetic process. Gene Ontology annotation, cellular component: endoplasmic reticulum membrane. The transcript is spliced from 8 exons. Lineage: Eukaryota; Metazoa; Chordata; Actinopteri; Salmoniformes; Salmonidae.